CCCCAGAAAUACAGUGCUGUAAAGUGUUGCGCACGCUUGCGGUGACAGUUGGAAGCGCAGCCAACUUUGCUCACUUCUUUCUUUCCAAAACUCUGAAGAUGUCCAAUAUCAAGCGGAAGAAGACCAGAAAGCUGCGUGGUCACGUCAGUCACGGUCACGGCCGUAUUGGCAAGCACCGCAAGCAUCCUGGAGGUCGUGGUAAUGCUGGUGGCAUGCAUCAUCAUCGCAUCAAUUUCGAUAAAUACCAUCCCGGCUACUUUGGCAAGGUUGGCAUGAGGAAUUUCCAUUUGCGUCGCCAGCACAAAUUCCGCCCAGAAAUCAAUUUGGAUAAACUUUGGUCGCUGGUCGGAGCCGAGAAGUUCGCUGAACUCGAAAAGGAGAAGAGCACCAAGGCGCCAGUUAUCGAUCUGGUUCAAUUUGGUUACUACAAGCUUUUGGGUCGCGGACACUUGCCCGCUCGUCCCAUCAUCGUCAAGGCGAAAUACUUCUCCAAGAAGGCUGAGGACAAAAUCAAGAAGGCUGGUGGUGUCUGCUUGCUGACCGCCUAAGUAUAAGAUAUUCCUCCCUUCUGAAUGCAACUGAAGCUAAUACGUUCGACCAUCAAAAAUGUAUUUGUUUUUUAAUAAAUUUAAAAAGAAAAACAA
Drosophila grimshawi is the source of this 644-nucleotide messenger RNA. RefSeq names its product 60S ribosomal protein L27a (gene RpL27A). The transcript has 4 exons. Bases 99 to 548 code for a protein of 149 amino acids. Gene Ontology annotation, biological process: translation. Lineage: Eukaryota; Metazoa; Arthropoda; Insecta; Diptera; Drosophilidae. Gene Ontology annotation, cellular component: cytosolic large ribosomal subunit; ribosome. Gene Ontology annotation, molecular function: structural constituent of ribosome. The record is from RefSeq and is a predicted model, not a curated record.